AUGGCUGAGGAGGGUCACAAAGUCUCUUUGAAUGUUUAUGACUUGAGCCAAGGACUAGCUCGACAGUUGUCAAUGACAUUUUUGGGAAAGGCCAUUGAAGGCAUAUGGCACACAGGAAUAGGGGUUUAUGGUAAUGAAUACUACUUUGGAGGUGGCAUACAGAAUACUCCGGUUGGAAAGACUCCUUAUGGGACUCCUAUUCGAGUUAUUGACCUUGGCGUCACUCACGUGCCUCAGGAUGUAUUUGAAAUGUACUUGCAAGAAAUCAGCCCCCGUUAUACCCAACAGACGUACAGUCUUCUGACACAUAAUUGCAACAAUUUCAGCAAUGAGGUUGCACAGUUUUUGGUGGGAGCGACCAUUCCAGAAUAUAUAUUAAACUUGCCAAAUGAAGUAAUCAACAGUCCAAUGGGUGCCAUGUUUCUGCCCAUGAUACAGCAGCUGGAGACAACAUUAAGAGCAGGUGCUGUACCGCAAGCUCCCCAAUUCAAUCCUGCUACCGCAACUCCUGCUGCUCCAAAGGCGAGCAGUGCUGGUAAUGAACAAGUGUCGGAAUCAAAACCAGCCACUUCUGGACCGCAGAAUACUUCAAGUAAUGGAACUGUGCUCGCUGCAGACAAAGCUACAUCAAGUGAAGCAAAAUCACCUGCCAAGGGUGCGACAGCAGACCCCCUGGUUGAUGCUCGGAGCAAGGUACAAGAGGAGAUUGCCCGUGAGUUUGCUGCUAUAAUGGCGACUGGAACUUUUAGAGCAAGUGAGGCUGCAGCGCUAGCGACAAAGAAGGUUAUGCAAAGAUAUGGACACAUGAAUGCUGCCCAGAGUUAG
This is a messenger RNA of Oldenlandia corymbosa var. corymbosa, 825 nucleotides long. Lineage: Eukaryota; Viridiplantae; Streptophyta; Magnoliopsida; Gentianales; Rubiaceae. The record is from the annotation of a GenBank genome assembly.